Molecule: messenger RNA, 2118 nt
Organism: Phytophthora infestans T30-4
Lineage: Eukaryota; Oomycota; Peronosporomycetes; Peronosporales; Peronosporaceae
Exons: 3
Coding region: 1-2118 (705 amino acids)
Source: RefSeq, a predicted model, not a curated record
AUGGACGUUGCGGUAUCUGCACUGCAGGAGCGGCAAAAUGCUUCAUCUCAAUUCAAGUCCAGUCUCGAGGCAAGACGCUUCAUCACAAUUCAAGUCCAGCUCAAGCCAGACCUGCCCCACGAGGGAGAAGAGCUCAACAACGUCGGCUCGCUGCAGUCCGCGGCCGUCACUCGCCUGGCCGAGUACUGCUCCCUGUCCGCUCCCAUUGUGGGGUCCUCCAAUUCCUCGAAGAUGGACGCCGCAUACGAGCGGCCGGCGUCCACUUCGUCAUACUUUGCCCGCCCCGCGCCGCCCAGUCGCCUGCUGCUCCGUGUAUACUCGGCCGAAUGCUUGCGGCACGUGUCCAGCCAUGGUACCUACUGCAAGAUCUAUGUCGGUAGUACCGAGAUGGUGCGCGGUAGUGGCGCCUUUGCGCGUCGCUCGCAGAAACUGAAGCCGUCUGCGUCCACGCACAGUCUCGGUGGGCUUCUGCACAGCAGUCGCGGCAACACGGCGCAGCCCCCGACCACGCCGCUUCCCCCUACAUCAUCGUCAGAAGGAGAUCUCAGCGGCUCGAACCGCAAGAUGCGUGUGCUUAAGACGCAGGUGCAGAAGGGCAAGCGACCCGAUCCUGUCUGGAACGAAAAGUUCGAAAUCCCCGUGUUAGACGCGAACGAAGACGUGCUGAGCAUCCGCGUCAAGUCGGCGAGACUCAUGUCGUCCCCCGCUAUUGGCGCUUGCUCGAUUUCGCUCAAAUACUUGACGAUGCAAGGAUCUUCGACGACAGACCGCUGGGUCGAUCUGAAGCGGGGGAAGAAGGACGCAGGACGGAUCCGAUUGCAGUUGAGACUUGUCGAUCCCUCUAGACAGAGGAACCAGCAGAACAGUGACACUCACCUGAGCCUCCCAGCAGAGGAAACUCCGGAGCAGGUCGCUGCACGGAACAAAACGCUGCGUCGGGACCACAAGUACCACAGGUCGGCAAGACAUUUCGACGGACGUCCAGUGACGUCUUCCGUCUUGGGUAGCAGCAGCGGCAGCAACAAGUCGUCGAGCGAUAAGGACGACGAUCAGAAGAAGCGCGUACCCACAACCCCCACGACGUUACGGGACAACAGCGCUAGUGCUACGUCGAACGAGUCGAUCGACGAAUCGGAACCUGCCAGUGAAGUGUCCGUCUCUCCGAUUCCCUCUCCAGUGCCCAAGCGGGCGUCGAAAGAAGACCACCCAGAAGCAGAGUCCCGGGAGUCGUUCGACAGCUUUGCAUCGACGCCAGAGUCGCCUCCAGGGACGAAGGAUUUGGACGCGUCGUACGCACAUCGUGGCACCAUGAGGAGAUCAGAACUUGAACGCUCGAAGAUGAAGACGACGGAGAUCUCGCGGACGUCGAGGAUAUCCAGGUCAACCAGAUCGUCUAGAAUGUCAAAUUCUGGGGUUUCUCAGGAAGACGACGACUUUGAUGAUGAUGACCUGGACGAGUAUGACGACAACAGUACGGCGACUAAACGCUGGACGGGGAAUCAUACGAAACUAAGCGUGCUCUCCAGUCUGGACCCUCGGGAAAGCUCUCGAAUGGACUUUGACGAUGAUGUCGAGUACGAACGAGAUACUGUGGACAAAAGGAAAACGUCAUUGAAUAACGGAUCUUCUUCCAUCGCCUUGUCGAGCACUGCAACCAGUACACUGGACCCUCGAGGCAGCUCUCGGUUCAGCUUUAGCGACAGUGAUAGCGAGGACGAGAUAGAUGACGAGGUGAAGUCAGAGAAGGCACGCGAGCAGCAGAGGCAGCAGUGGCAGAUGGAGCAACGAAAGAUGCAGCUGGCUCGCAUUAAGGAGGUGUCUCAGUCCAUGUCGGAUGACGAGGACAGUGACGAGGACUCGGAGGACGACGACGGGUACGACGAGGAGCUGGGACGAGAGCGGGGGUCAACGCGGAUCCAGUUCACUCCGGCGCUUGCGAACCUCUUGGGCCGUGAGAGCAUGAACGUGCUGUUUGAAGACGAAGAUGAAGAAGAAGAUGAGGACGAGAACCCCACGCCUCACAAGAUGAGCGAAGAGUUUGUACCUAUUCUCGAAGCGUCCUCUCCGAUGUCUGUCGAUUCCGUGGACUGUGCGCUGCGCCGGUCAAGUUUCGAUUGA